This is a messenger RNA of Marasmius oreades (fairy-ring Marasmius), 549 nucleotides long. RefSeq lists its product as uncharacterized. Gene Ontology annotation, cellular component: mitochondrial inner membrane. Bases 52 to 432 code for a protein of 126 amino acids. Gene Ontology annotation, biological process: mitochondrial electron transport, cytochrome c to oxygen. Gene Ontology annotation, molecular function: enzyme regulator activity. The record is from RefSeq and is a predicted model, not a curated record. Lineage: Eukaryota; Fungi; Basidiomycota; Agaricomycetes; Agaricales; Marasmiaceae. The transcript has 5 exons.
CGUUCCGUUCCGGGAACGAACGCCUUGGCCAUUCCUUUAAUACUCUCAAUCAUGUACCUCGUUCGAAACACCAUUCGCACUGGCUUGCGCGCGCAAUCUCGUAGAUUUGCUACUGAGACGCCCAUCCAGACCAAGAACGCCUAUCUUGCUCAGAUUGAAGAGGUAGAGCAUCAUGCAGCACAAACCACUGAACUCUGGAGGAAAAUCAGUUGGUAUGUUUGCAUUCCCGCUAUUGCUGUCUGUGGAGCCUGGGUAUACAACCUUGAGACCGAACACAAGCAACAUAUCGAACACUUGAGGGCCGAGAAUGACGGUGUACUACCUCAGCCUCCUUCCUACGAGUACUUGAACAUCAGGCGGAAACCAUUCCCCUGGGGCCGCAAUUCCUUGUUUUUCAACUCUGAGGUUCAAAAGGAUAUGACAGACGCUUAAACCACACAUAGAUCUCAUCAUCUCCUGUCGUUGAAUUAAGAGUGAAUUCUUGGGACGAUACAUCAUUUUGUUCGAAGUCAACCCUUUUCCUACUUCCGACGAUGUGAAGUUGGCGGU